Molecule: messenger RNA, 3151 nt
Organism: Lutzomyia longipalpis
Lineage: Eukaryota; Metazoa; Arthropoda; Insecta; Diptera; Psychodidae
Product: meckelin
Exons: 6
Coding region: 205-3027 (940 amino acids)
Biological process (GO): cilium assembly
Cellular component (GO): MKS complex; ciliary transition zone
Source: RefSeq, a predicted model, not a curated record
AGUGAAUGCGAGAACUUCCUCAUGCGAGAGUUUAGUUCUGUGCCACCACUUCUUGAACAUGGAUGACUUCUGUCGCGCUGGGUGAGAUAGUGGUGGAGCAGUAGCCAAAGGUGGGUGGACAGGAAAUUGCGUGAAUCGUGUGAAUUUAGUGCGACGGAAGUGGGACGUCGUUAGUGCGCGCCAAAAUAAAUUUUCUUCGUCUUCAUGAGAUUUCCGAGACUUCCCAUCUCCCUGGUGUUCCUCGCAGUGGGAUGGUGGUUAAGUACAAACCACCCCGUGGUGGCGGAAGAGAACACUGUCCACCUCUUCAGGACAGUGGAGAGUUGCAAGGGGGAUGAGUAUUUUAAUGUGAAUUACCUCAAGUGCAAGAAAUGUGAAAGUGAAUUGAAUUUGGUGCCAUCAAAGGAUCGCCUAACAUGCGAAUGCCACCCGCGAGAGACGGAGCGCAUUGAGUACGACAGUGUCCUUCAGCAAUCGAUUUGCGAUCGGAAGUGCAGGAAAUCGACCAAUGAGACGUGCGCCAAUGCUGCCCCAUCGUGUGGCCUUCACUAUGUCAAUCAGACCAAUUUGAGCCACCAAGCGAGGCACAUACAAAUCCCCGGGCCAUUCAACACACCACCAAAUUGCACCUGCAACUACAAACACUCAUCCCUCUAUCGCAACACCUUCUGCAUACCCAAUCACCUGCUGAAGGAUUACACAAACUACGGGCAUUUCAGGCUGGGCAAUGUGGCCGAAGACCUCAUGUACCUCACCUUUUUCUGCCACACACUCAAACGGUGGCGUGAGUGCAACCAUUUGGCCAAUCUCUGUGCCCUCUCACUGUACAGCCUCGAACGACCAUCGGCUUGCUUUAGCUUCUUCGCCACACAAACAUCCGACAUUGCAUCCACGAAUGAUGGUACCGAGAAGACAAUGCCAUUUAUUUUCUACCGUCGUGGACGCAGCUCAAUUGAGGAACUCGAUAAGACGCAGGAUUUUUCCUUUGACAUCCACCAAGGGGAAACCACGGUGAACUUUACAGCCCUCCGUUUCACCCUCGAUGGGCAGCUGAUGGAGUACCGUUCAGUCAGUUUAGUUCAUGAGCUCAAUCUCUGCCCUACAUCUCGCAGAGAAGUUCUCUUUGGACGCUCCUUCUCACUUUCGUGCCAACUCCCCCUGGUAGAUCUUAUCAAGGAUAGUCGUCGUGCCAAGCUGACCUUUACGAAUCUCUUUGUGAACUACGUGGAGAAGAAAAUGCCCCUGAUUCGUAGUGUUCCAGUCCUCAUAAGAAAUUCCCCGGCAUCCAAUAUGAAUGAUAAUCCAGAGGCAUGGCAGUUGGUAAGGAGAUUCUUCACCGUUGACCUGGUUAGUGGCCUCCGUAGUGGCUACAUUGACAAAAUGUACGAGGAGGAUAAAUUGCAGGAGAAAUUUGACUACAUCCGCUACCUUACGGAUGUGGAAAUGAGAUUUAGGGUGAAGGCGGACAAUAAACUCUCCACGCCUCUUCUUAUUCUCAAGUACGGUGAAUACAAUACUAGUCAGAAGAUCUCUCAACCCACCAUUGAUUUCCAUUUCUCCGUCACCUUCUUCCGGGAGUAUGAAUUUGAGUCUCUCCUGGAAAUUCUUCUGCCCAUCUUCAUCCUUUUGGCCUUUGUCUUGGCCAUCUUUGAGGCAAUUGCCUACAAGACGCGUCAGCACAAAUUAAUCUACGAUCUCGAUGUCUUCUGUAAAUUUAUGGUGUUCCUCAUGUCUAAAAUUGCAACAGCUCUCUUUGCCAUUGUCUUCAUCAUCUCCAUCUACAUCCACUUCACGUACAAGACGCAGAAGCAGAUUCGGUUGCUUCUACCACUUCCCGUUGAGAAGCUCCUGAUUAUCCUCACGGGGAUCGCCUUAGUGCUAAAGGGUACAAAGCUAGCGCAGCAUUUGUGGCAAAUUGCUCACAUUGACAUCUUCUUCAUUGACUGGGAACGUCCGAGGAUCUUUGAGAAUCGCAAUCAACUGGAUACACCAUCUGUUUGCAGUGGUUCAGUUACAGCACGACUCGGGGCCCCGUGUGAGAGUAUUUCAGCAUGGAGGAGCUACUUUGUGGCCAAUGUGUGGCAGGAGUUGACCACCACACGAAAGAUCUCAAUGUUCCUCCAUCUGGGAGGAUUAAUUUGGAUUCUCUUCCUGGUCAGAAUGGAAAAUUUUGCUUCGACAAACUUCUUCUUCCACCUUUGGCCAACGGAAGAUCCACCCGAUGGGAUUCUCAUACUCUCAACGGGCAUCUUAGCCUACAUCUUCACGUACAUUGUCCAAAGGAUCUUUAGCUAUGUCAUUUGGGAGAGGUACUUUAAGAAUCCCAUCCAGCAGUUUAUCGACGUGUGCUGCAUUGCAAAUGUUUCCGUCUUCAUCCUACGGCUUGAAUCGUAUGGCUACUACAUCCACGGGAGGUCACCUCAUGGUUUCUCAGACACAGACAUUUGCUCAAUGAUCCUUCAGUUCCGUCAGGAAGAGCGAGGACAACGAGGUCUAACUCCUGGUUCCGAAUUGCAGACCUACUCGCUAUUAGCUCCGAAGAAUUUAAGGAUCUUCUACGAUCGACUCAUACUUCCUCUGCAGCAUCCACCACAGAUUAAUGAGUACGUAACAAAGGGGUAUGAAGGGAAUUUUGAGAGAACAAUUCUCACCUACUACAGCAUUAAUCGCUUCUUUGGGGCCUUUAUUGAUCAUGCUCUGAAAGAUCUCGAUUACAUUGUCAAAGAGAAGACAAUCCUAGAAAAGCUUCUCAGUUGCGAAUUUGAGGCCAUCCUGUCGGACAAUAAAGGGAUUUUCUAUGUAGACAACAGCCAUUCCUUUGACGAAGUUCUCUUCUACGGCAGUGAAUCCCUUUUCUUCCAAUUUGAACUUAUUCUCUUCACAUUUAUCAUUGGAACGUCUCACAAUUAUCUCCUAGCCAUCAUCAUCGUAGGAAUUGUCUACAAGCUUCUGAAAAUCCUCAUGGAUUCAACGACAAAGCACAAUUUGGCGAAAAAAACUCUAAUCGACAAGAGAUUUCUUAUGUAAAAGCAAUCAGAUAUACCCUCCCUUUCUGCACAAAUAAUAAUGUAAAGGUUCGUGAGGGAAGUAUUUUACCUGAUUUCCAUAUUUUUCUUCAAAUAAAAUAAACUCUAUUUUUCCUAAAAAAAAA